UACAACCUCUGACCCCCAGCUGUCCCUCCACAUACUCCAUGAGAUGAACCCCUGGCUUCAAAGGGUGUUAGAAAGAUAGGCACAUCCUAUAAGUAAAGCUCAAUGUGGACAUUUGAUGCUUGGGGGCUUCGGGAGCCUCACAGCUGGGGACUCCUUCUCACAGUUUCGAUUUGCUGAGGAGAAAGAAUGGGAUGGUGAAACUUCAUGUCCAAAGCAGAACUCAGCACUCUAUGUGGAUAGUGAGUCACUGGUUCGAGCCCUUCAACAGCUGCCCCUCUCAGUCCGGCUUAACGUUGCUGCGGAGUUGAUCCAGACCACAAUUCCGUUAGAACUUCCACAGGUGAAACCAAGGAGAAACGAUGAUGGCAAGGAGCUGGGCAUGCAGUUAAGGGGGCCAAGCUCCGAGAUCAGAUCUACUGCUGCUAGUUGUGCCAGAUCUCUGGGCAAAGACAGCUUAAGAUCAAGCCCUCCAGAGGGUUUGCAGAAAGGGCCCUUCCCGCCACAGUCAGUGGCAGACCAUCUGGAAGAUGAACUGGACAUGUUGCUGCAUUUAGAUGAACCCAUGAAAGAGGAAGACAGAAUCUGCCCAGACCAGAUGUCUCAGGACCAGGAACCAGAAAGUGAUGGGCAGGGGGCCCAGGAAGAAACAGUUCCUGAAAAGCCAUCUAUGACUGCAGAGAAAAAUGUGGAACCUGAACAGACAAGCACAUCCAAAACUGUUACUGAGGAAGAACUGGAAGACUGGCUGGACAGCAUGAUUUCCUGAGGAGGGGACCAAGGGGGAAAAUGUGCCUGAAGCAAAUUUUGGUUGCCUUCUAAGUAAGGGUGGGCUAGCUUACCAGAAUACCCCAUGCUAACAUGUACUGUUACUUAUGCUUACAGCAGCCAAUGCCUACCUCUGUUUUUGAUGGCAUCUGAAUACAUGUAUGAGGCUUC
Mesocricetus auratus (golden hamster) is the source of this 936-nucleotide messenger RNA. Its product is annotated as cell death regulator Aven. The record is from RefSeq and is a predicted model, not a curated record. The transcript is spliced from 5 exons. NCBI's taxonomy places the organism in Eukaryota, Metazoa, Chordata, Mammalia, Rodentia, Cricetidae. Bases 116 to 766 code for a protein of 216 amino acids. Gene Ontology annotation, biological process: negative regulation of G2/M transition of mitotic cell cycle.